CUUGGGGCAGGUUGAGGGGUUUUGGGGUCAGCUCCGCGAAGGCCUGGAGGACCAGAAGGUCAGAGGGAUGGAGACUUGGCCCUAUCAAGGCUGGUCUCACGUCUCUCUCUCGCCGUUCAUCCUGAGGGUACCCCUGGAUCCUGCUGAGGCUGGACCCCGGCAAGUGGCGCCACGAACAGGGAACCCGAAGGGUGCUGAGUCGCCAAUUUUGGUCCUGGGCAGACUGGUUCGCCAUGUCGCAGUCCCCCAGACAUCCGGUUCCCCCAUUGCUUCGACCACAAAUGAAGAAGGACACUCCUCUGCCCCUGCCUCCGCCGCCCACCUGGAAGGUCCAGCAGACUCUGAAACAACCAGCAAUGGAGAUCCCAGAAGAACAAAUGGAAACCACCAGGAUAUCCUGCGCGGGCAACUCAACAAGGCUCUAUACCCACAUGGGGGCAAAUGAAGUCACUUUGCCAUCUAGCACAGGGAAUAGCUUCUCUACAGGGAUCUUCAGCCUCUCCUGAAAGGGUUUUUAUUGCUAUGCUUGCUUUACUGUCCUGCCAGGCAAGUGCUACCUCUUCUACAUCAGAAAAAUACUGGGCAUAUUUCCCUGAUCCCCUGACCUUCCAAGUAGUUAUUUGGAACAAUGACCCUAUACGGGUCAACACAGACCAGCCUCAUCUCUUGGGAGGAUCCUAUACUUCUUAUGAUAAAGAUCACUACCCCAUCAAUUUUAACUAUACUUUUAGGGGAUUAACAGAUGACCUUCCCCUUUGCUUUAACUUCGCCCAUCGUCAUACAAGUGAUCUUAUCACUCCCUCUAAGGAGAGGUGUGUUGGAGCCUCCAAGAAAGCAAUUCUAACAGAUUCUCCAGCAUCAAAAUUUUCAGACAAAACAGGAGAUCGGCUGGUUUGGAUAUUACAGGCCCAUAUGCCCGGGGUCCUUGACCCCUAUAAAUCCUUGUUCCUUAAUGCUCCACCAAAAUAUCCAAAUUAUAUUGAUGUUGCUCCAUCAGAUGUCAUGUGAAAAACUAUAGACAACCACCUUGGAUAUCCAGUAUGGAAAUCUUGUACUUAUAAUUCAAAAAUAGAUUAUAGAAUACCGGGAGGCGGAAACUAUUCGGUACAAGACUGGAGCAAUCCAAAUGCAAGUCAGAAUCCAGGAUCUGUUUCUGACCAUGUCAGCAGGUUUAGCAAUUGGAAAGGUGAUUCCCUCCCUUGGCCAUUGGUGUCCAGCAGAUGGCAUUAUAAUCAACUUGUUCCCCCCAUGUUGUCCUAUACUACUAAGGGCAAAACCUUUUGGCAACCAGAAAUUUGGAGAGCCCUUGCUGCCACCUCCAUUGUUACUUUAACUCGGCCAGAAAACGAUUCCACCUAUUCUGUGCUGGCUUGUUUACCCUCCCCUUACUUUUUUUUUUUUUUGUUUACUAAUGAUUCAAAAAGGCUUCAUAUACAAAUGAAUUAUUCAGGUGGACCAAAUAUAGUCUACUGUGAACAAUGCAUGCUUUCAUCCUGUUUAACCCCUCAAUAUAAUAUUUGUUCUUUUGUGGUGCUGCAACGUCCGCCCUACCUUAUGGUGCCUGUCACAGUGAAUGCCUAUUGGUAUGACAAUUACGGUUUAGCCAUUCUGCAACAACUACAAGAUUUAAUGCGUUCCCAAAGGUUUGUAGGACUACUUAUCUUAGGGAUUUCAGCUCUAAUUACCGCAAUUACCUCUGUCACUGUGGCAGCGAUAUCAUUGACUCAACAGGUACAUACUGCUCAAUAUGGCAAUGAUAUGUCAAAAAGUGUUUCUUUAGCUCUAGCUACGCAGGAGAUUAUAGAUAGGAAAUUAGAAGUAAGAGUAGACGCCCUAGAAGAAGCAGUCAUGCAUAUUGGAACUGAAUUACAAGCCUUAAAAGUAAAGUUAGCAUUAUCCUGUCACGCCGACUAUUGGUGGAUUUGUGUAACACCUCUAAAAGUAAAUGAUACAGAUUAUAAUUGGGAAAAGAUUAAAAAUCAUAUUUCAGGUGUAUGGAAUAGCUCCAGCAUUACUUUAGAUCUUGGAAAGCUUCACGGUCAGAUAAAAACCUUAGAACGUUCCCGUUUGGACUUUACUGCUGCAGGGGCUGCUAAUGAUUUUUUUCCAUACCUUUUCCAACUUUAUUACUGGAAAAAAUAUCCUAUCAACUAUCUUCAGUUAUGCUGCUGUAGCAGCCCUAAUUUUACUUCUCAUUAUAAUCCUUCCUUGCAUUGUCAGAACUCUCCAGCAGAGCACUCAAAAGCUCGCGACUGAGAUCCAUCUGGCUGUCUUAAAAAAUAAAAAAGGGGGAGAUGCCGGGAGCCAGCACACGAGAUCCCACCCGUGACAAGGUCAUGAGGAGAAGGCCUGACAAGCAAGGCAGAUCAGGACCUCAGGGAUUUCGAAAAGCUGCCCCCGGCGCUCACCUUAAAGAUGAUCUCUGGCUUUCUGAUGCUUGCUAUAUUAGACUACUCCCUAAUUUCUGUGACACAGGUAGAAGGCCUUCCCCGAUUUCUCUCCAAACAGAAUCAACUUAGAACUUUAAUCAACAUGUCCCCCGGACGGCGGUAUCCUAUAAGAUUAUCCAGGAUGAAAGGAGUGUUUCAAUUUAGAUCCCUUUGCUGGCAUUCUAGCCUGCUUGGCAAAUGUGUAUUAAUGUAACACAAAAAUAUUAUUUUAAAAGUGGUUAGAAUUGUUCAUUUUAACCAAGAAUGCUAAACAGGGGCUGCCUCACCAGAGCUGCAGAGUCUUUGUGUUGUAAACCUUUUAGAUAAAUUCAACUAAUAACUUCUGCAAAAGGACUAACUUUUGUGUUCAUUAAAGAAUAGAUUACAGGAAAACAGCUUUGCAUUCACCUAGGUCAUAAAAUGUCAAUAGGCCCUGAGGCCAGAAGAUGAUGUAUAAGACAUAAACAAAGAAGUAUGCAGAAAACACCCUGGUUUCGUGAAGAACAAGCUGAUGUAAUGUUAAACUUUCUUCCCCUUAGAAAUGUACUAAUUUAGGGUAUAAAAGCCACGGUGAAAAAUAAAGCAUUGCCAGACUCUGCCAGA
Molecule: messenger RNA, 3032 nt
Organism: Dama dama (fallow deer)
Lineage: Eukaryota; Metazoa; Chordata; Mammalia; Artiodactyla; Cervidae
Product: endogenous retrovirus group K member 8 Env polyprotein-like
Exons: 3
Coding region: 1249-2256 (335 amino acids)
Molecular function (GO): structural molecule activity
Source: RefSeq, a predicted model, not a curated record